CUCCCUUAUCAGAUGGCACAGAUAACGGGCGGCUCAUAAAUCUUAGCGAUCUGCAGUCCACACGGCAGGGACGAGAGAACACGGAGAAGCUGAACCCACGGAAGAGGUUGACACCCUGAAGCCAUGAUGAAGACGUCUGCAGUUAUUGUGGUUCUGCUUCUGAUCACAGGCACCCAAGCCAGAUCUGUGGUCAACAAGACAGUUACGUUUCUUCAAGACUUUUGGAAACACUUCCAUGAAGGUGCUGAGGAAAUCACAGAAAUGGUGCACGGUUUCUAUGGUUCCGGACUGCAGCAAAGGCUGACGGAAAAGCAAAAUGAAACUUGGCAAGACCUCACAGCUUUAAUUGAGAAGUAUCAAAGCGCCAUGAUCUUGUGGAGAAAAACAAGUAAAGAGCAUCUGGGCGACUUGCCGGGGAAGCUCCAUGAGGAGAUGAUUCAUCUGAAGGAUGCCUUGCAAUCGCUUGCUGUAGAUCUUAGGGCGAUUCACUACCAGAAUGCGCACAGAGGCAACUACAGUUCCUUGUUCAACGGGCUCCUGCACAAGAACGGGGCUGACCCAGAGACGUAUCCAGACUAUCUUCUAAGCCACGAGCACAACCAGACCUACGCCAAAAUCGGAGAGAGGUUGAGGGUCAUACUCACUCGACUGAAGCCCACAGGCAUCAAACAGGGGAAGGAAAUCCAGUGGAGAUUUCAGCAGAUCUUGCAGAAGGUGGUGGGGAAGACCAAUGAAAUGCUCGAGGAGCUCAAGAAGUUUCUGUCGCCCCAGGUCGUUGAAAUCAAAAGAAUAAUAUCUUCCCACGUGGAUGCUAUCAGCGAUGUUGAUCAUUCCAUGUUGGAUUAGUUGCCGGAAACUGACGCUCCCCUCCCCCCAUCGGUUCAGCCUGAAACCAUUCACAAUAUUGGCUCUCUGAAAGAUUAAUUGUGACUUAAGCAAAUUGUGGUAUUUCAUUUAAAAAUCGAAAGCGUUCCUGCUUUUUUUCCUUUCGCUUCGCCUCCUCCCU
Messenger RNA from Callorhinchus milii (elephant shark), 1006 nucleotides. RefSeq lists its product as uncharacterized. NCBI's taxonomy places the organism in Eukaryota, Metazoa, Chordata, Chondrichthyes, Chimaeriformes, Callorhinchidae. The transcript is spliced from 4 exons. The coding region runs from base 124 to 846 and encodes 240 amino acids. The record is from RefSeq and is a predicted model, not a curated record.